GACAAAGACGCGAAAAACAAAUCGAAGCAGAGGCGAUCCAGGACGACCUUCAACAGCCAGCAACUUGCGGCCCUCGAGCGAGUCUUCGAGAGGACCCACUACCCCGAUGCCUUCGUCAGGGAGGAGCUGGCUAGGAGGGUCUCCCUCACCGAGGCCCGUGUUCAGGUCUGGUUUCAAAAUCGGCGGGCCAAGUUUCGUCGUAACGAACGAACCAUCCUG
Messenger RNA from Helobdella robusta, 219 nucleotides. RefSeq lists its product as hypothetical. Gene Ontology annotation, molecular function: RNA polymerase II transcription regulatory region sequence-specific DNA binding; DNA-binding transcription factor activity, RNA polymerase II-specific. The transcript is spliced from 2 exons. Gene Ontology annotation, biological process: regulation of transcription by RNA polymerase II. Lineage: Eukaryota; Metazoa; Annelida; Clitellata; Rhynchobdellida; Glossiphoniidae. The record is from RefSeq and is a predicted model, not a curated record. The annotation marks the transcript as partial.